UCUAACCCUCCUUCUUCCUUUCUCCUCUCCUCUCCUUCAUCCUCAUGGCUCUUCCUCCUCCUGUUUCUACUUCCUCACACCUCGAGCUUGUUCUAGGGCUGGGUUCCGGCGUUGCCGCCGUUGAUGACACCACCACCACUGCUCCCAAGAAACCUUCCUCUAAUCUCACGGUUGCCAGUGGUGUCUGCGAGCCAUCUCUGACGUUGGGUCUCUCGGCCGGCGACACUUACCUUGUGCCUAAGAGGAUUGAUGUGAAUAUCAAAGCUAAUUGGGAGGAAACUCCUCCUGAUCACUUGUCUCGCCAGACUUCUUCGCCUCACAGCGUGGUUUCGUCUUUCUCUGUGGGGAGGGUCAAGAGGGAGAGAGAUCUCAGCAGCGAGGAGGCCGAGGCCGAGAGGGUUUCUUCCAGAGUCAGCGAUGAAGAUGAAGACGGCACUAAUGCCAGAAAGAAGCUCAGGCUCAACAAAGAACAAUCUGCUCUCCUCGAGGAAAGCUUCAAACAGCACAGCACACUCAACCCGAAGCAAAAGCAAGCGUUAGCCAGGCAGUUAAAUCUACGGCCUCGCCAGGUUGAAGUUUGGUUCCAGAAUCGAAGAGCCAGAACAAAGCUGAAGCAAACGGAGGUGGACUGCGAGUUUUUAAAGAAAUGUUGUGAGACGCUGACGGAUGAGAACAGGAGGCUGCAGAAAGAGCUGCAAGAGCUGAAGGCGCUGAAGCUGUCUCACCCGCUGUACGUGCCGAUGCCGGCGGCGACGCUCACCAUGUGCCCGUCUUGCGAGAGGCUGGGCGGCGUUGGGGACGGUGGUUCCAAUAAAACCCCAUUCUCCAUGACUCCCAAGGCCGCUCACCUCUACAACCCCUUCAACAAUCCUUCGGCAGCAUGUUGACGCGCCUCCAUUUUCAGGGAUGGCAAACAAAGAAAAGAAGAAGAACAAGAACAAGAACAAGAACAAGAAUCUGCCACAACCAUUGUAUUUUUUUGGUUGAGGAGCACCUCUAGGGAAACACUGUAAUUAACUAAAACAGUAGAAAAUAGUAACUGUGUCCAUCCCCCCAUUACUUUUUAUUUGUAUGUUUAUAUAUAACUGGUUUAUAUUAGUGAAUUA
Neltuma alba is the source of this 1106-nucleotide messenger RNA. Its product is annotated as homeobox-leucine zipper protein HAT22. The record is from RefSeq and is a predicted model, not a curated record. Gene Ontology annotation, molecular function: DNA-binding transcription factor activity, RNA polymerase II-specific; sequence-specific DNA binding. NCBI's taxonomy places the organism in Eukaryota, Viridiplantae, Streptophyta, Magnoliopsida, Fabales, Fabaceae. The coding region runs from base 45 to 887 and encodes 280 amino acids. The transcript is spliced from 3 exons. Gene Ontology annotation, biological process: regulation of DNA-templated transcription.